Molecule: messenger RNA, 4801 nt
Organism: Anthonomus grandis grandis
Lineage: Eukaryota; Metazoa; Arthropoda; Insecta; Coleoptera; Curculionidae
Product: AT-rich interactive domain-containing protein 4B
Exons: 13
Coding region: 67-3789 (1240 amino acids)
Cellular component (GO): extracellular region
Molecular function (GO): GTP binding; peptidase inhibitor activity
Source: RefSeq, a predicted model, not a curated record
CGUAACCUGGACGUAGUAAUCGUCAGUGCGGGACUUAUAUGUGACCGGUGUAGUGAGAAGAAAACCAUGGAGGUCUACCCUAGGUCCUCAUGGUUUUUGCUGCUUCUUGGAUUCACCCUUGUAGCUUACACCUUGCAGGAAAGCAGUGAUUGUCCAAAACCCGAAGAUGUCUCGUGUACAAGUGGAACCAAGUGCAACGUCAACGAAGACUGCCAGAGCAAGGAAAUCUGCUGUUCGAAUGCCUGCUAUACGAAACGAUGCGUAUCUGUUACGAAAGGUGAAGCUGACGGACCAACCGAAACCGACUGCCGACCUUACAUCGAGAAAGCUCUUAAGGAGCUUGAGAUUGGUGAGGGCGGGCUAGUGCAGAAAGAACUCCCAAAGGACAAAGACGAAUCCGUUGAGGAUAUUCCGACCGUAGAAAUCACCGACGACUCCAGCCGCCAGGAGGAAGAUGAUGGUGGAGCUGCUGCAGCAAGUCACGAAACCGAUGGCGAAGACGACGGGAGCGUGGAGCAGGUACAGCCAGAAGCUGUACAAGGGAGCACUCCAGAAGAUGAGAAAGAGGAAGACUCAGGCGAAACACCCGACGAAAAGGAAGUAGAACAAAGCGAUGAAAAAGACGAUGAACAAGACGAAGAAGAAACGAACCCUCAAUCCGUUGAGGAACCUGCAGAGCAAGUAGAGGAAUCGGUAGAGCAAGUGGAGGUCCAACAAGAGGCGGCAAGCCAAGAAACUUCUGAAAAUCUAGACGAGCCAGUCCAAGUGUUAAGGCAAGAAACUCCAGACAUUGCUAUCGAAGAAGCUCCAAUUCAAAUGGCUGCAAGUCCUGAAGAAGCAAGUAUAGAACAACCUCAGACUGCGAGCGCUGAAGAACAAGAGCAAAGCGAGGAAGUGGAAAAAGAUACAACUCAAGAAGCUGAAAGUGACGAAGCAAAAGAAACAGAAACUGCACAGUCAGAAGAACAAUCAGCUGAAGCAGUUGCCGAAAGUAAAGAAGAGGAGCCUAUAGAAGAAGAAAAAUCAGCUGAAGAAGCAGCUACUGAAAAAGUCGCUUCAGCGGAAACAGAGGGAACUGAAGCCACUGAAGAAAGCGCCGAGGAGGACGGAUGUCCUUCACCAGCAGAAGUUUCAUGCACAGAAGGGGACCUGUGCUCAAAGCACCGGCACUGUGGUGACGACCAAAUCUGCUGCCCCAACAAAUGCUACAGGAAGCGUUGCACUCAAGGCUCAGUAUCCCAACAAGAACGCGAUGCAGAAUCAGAAUCUGUUGAAUCAACUGAAGCCCAAAGUGAAGAACAGCAGUUUAGAAGACCAGAAACAGGCUGCCCACCAGCAAACGAAGUGUCAUGCGCUGGCGGUGAACUGUGUAGUAAACACCGUCAAUGUGGAGAAGAUCAGAUUUGCUGUCCUAACAAAUGCUAUAGGCGUAGAUGUAUACCAGGCACAGCCACAUCCGAAGAACUAGCGGCAGAAUCUGAAGAGUCCGUUGAGGAUUCUAAAGAAGUAGAGUCUGCAGAAAAAGUUGUCGAAGUUCGAACCGAAUCUGGUUGCCCUGAUCCCAGCGAGGUUUCAUGUAAAGAGGGAGCCUUCUGUAGUAAACACAAGCAUUGUAGCACCAACGAAAUUUGCUGCCCGAACAAAUGCUACAGAAAACGUUGUACUCCAGGCACCCCAACUGAUGCGGAACUUGCAGCAGAAUCAGAAUUAGAAGACUCUGAAGAAGAGGAGGCUCCCAAAUUAGUGGUUCCUAGAAAGGAUGUAGGUUGUCCAGACCGAAGUGAUAUCCCAUGUGGUGGAGAAAAAUGUGGAAAGAACAGACAUUGCAGUACUGGUGAAAUUUGUUGCGCAAACAAAUGCUAUAGAAAAGUAUGCGUUGAAGGUACUCCCGACUCUCAGGAACAAGAAGACGAAUCGACUGAAGAAGAUAAGCAGGAAAGUGCCGAAGCACUUGCUGAGUCAGAGGAAGAAGAAGGUUGUCCUUCACCUGAAAAGGUAUCUUGCAAAGAAGGUCAAAUGUGUGGAAACGACGACGACUGCAGCAGUGAAGAGAUUUGUUGUCCAAAUAAAUGUUAUAACAAACGUUGCAUUCCAGGUAAGAAAGACGCUGCAAGUGCUGAAGAAGCAGAACCAAUAAAACCAGUUAAAGCAGCUGAAGCGAAGAAAGUUGAAAAGAAGGAAGAAGAGAAGCCAAAACUCGUAACUGUACCGGUAUCUCCAUCAGUGCCUGUAAAGAAGCGAGAGGAGAGGGAGAUUAAGAGGCCUGAGGUAAAGAAAUCUGAAGAGAAAAAGGAAAAGGUCAAAGCAACGUUCAGGCCUAUAAGCGUCGUCGAGCCAGAGAUCCCACCUGAAACUGAAGAGGAUGAAAGCUUGGAAAAAGGUGCUGAAGCCCCAGUUGAAGAACUUUCCCAGGACACUGAUAUUCCUACCGACCUAAGGUCAAGGGAUCACGUCGAACAUUUAUUAAAACUUGAUCAAGAAUCGAAAAAUCUUGAAGCUGUUCAAAAUCGGGUCUAUGAAAGCACCUUAAAAGAACUGAAACGACUCUAUGAAAACGCUAUAAAACCGUUGGAGGUUUUGUACAAAUACAGAGAUCUAAGCAACCGACAUUUCGGAGAUGCUGAAAUAUUUUCGAAACCCCUUGUGUUGUUUAUGGGACCAUGGAGUGGAGGGAAAUCUUCCAUUAUUAAUUAUCUAAUUAAUAAUGAGUAUAAUGAAACCUCGUUGCGGACAGGUGCUGAACCUUCACCAGCAUAUUUCAAUAUCCUAAUGCAUGGAGAAGAACCAGAAAUCAUUGAUGGGACUGAACUAGCAGCAGAUUUUACCUUUUCUGGACUUCAAAAGUUCGGUCAGGGGCUAGAGGAACGACUUCGAGGAGUUAAGCUUCCUUCCAAGCUACUAGAAAAAGUAAAUAUCGUAGAAAUUCCCGGAAUCUUGGAGGUUAGAAAGCAAGUUUCCAGGGUGUUUCCAUUCAAUGAUGCUUGUCAGUGGUUCAUUGACAGGGCAGAUAUUAUUUUCUUGGUUUAUGAUCCUUCCAAGUUAGAUGUUGGUCCUGAGACAGAAGCUAUAUUAGAUCAACUUAAAGGAAGAGAGCAUCAGACAAGAAUUCUUUUAAACAAAGCGGAUCAAGUAAAACCAGAAGAGUUGAUGAGAGUCCAAGGAGCAUUGAUUUGGAAUAUUUCCCCUUUGAUGUCAUCACCACAGCCUCCAGUGAUGUAUACGACUUCCUUGUGGUCCAGGCCCUACGAACCCUGGGCGCCAGCAAGGUUACUACAAUCUCAGGAAAGGGCGUUUUUGAGAGAUCUUAAGACCGCCAUUGAUAGACGCGUUGAAAAUAAAAUUGCUAGCGCACGAAGAUUUGCAGUACGUGUAAGGAACCACGCCAAGAUGGUAGACUGUUACUUAACGACAUACUACAACCAUAAGUCUGUGUUUGGUAAUCGUAAGCAGGUAGCGAACGAGAUUAUUGAACAUCCUCAAGAUUACCAUAUUUACGAAGGGUUAUCAACGCUUACUAAUAUAUCCAGAUACGACUUGCCUGACCCAGAGGUCUACAGGGACUUUUUCAAGUUAAAUCCUUUAUAUGAGUUCCAACAACUCAGCGCUACGUGUACUUAUUUCCGAGGUUGUCCGAUAAACAGGCUAGAUAUUGCAAUAGCUUACGACCUUCCAGAACUUGUGGGUACCUACAAAAGGAAUUUGGAAGAGGCAAUAGAGAUGGCAAAGAACCCUCCUAAAGAGACAGAGCCUGCACCAAAAAAAGCUAAAAAAUCUGCACCUGGAAGUUGAAAUGUCAAAACAGUAAAUCAAAAGAAUGAACUAAGAACAUGCCCUCAUGAGGGAGAUUAAAAUUCCUAGGAACCAAAAUAAAGUCAGUGCUGCCAUUAGAAGUUAAUAAGUACCAUAAAAGAACUGAAAUAGUGUGCACAUAAUUUCAUAAUUGUAUAUAGGUCUAUCAAAAGUAGUGAAACGUCAUGUUACAUACUUUCUGAUUGAACUGUAUAUUUUAAGACUUAUCUCAGCCAUGCCAUUUGCUUGCCUUGCCCUGCUGUUUGUUGAUCGCAUUUAAAGUAUCAUGCAUUCGGAGUGUUUAUAUAAAAAUAUAAAAUAUAGUCCAAAGAGAGUGGAUUCUACCGUGCGUUACACAUAUUUUUAAGCACGUGCGUUAAUCGAAGAAAAUCUCAUUUCUCCAAUUAAUGCCGCUAAGCUUAAAACUGGGUGUACAAUUUCUUACUAAACUGUUAAUUAGCUAGGAAAUAUUUAAAAAAUUGAAUAAACUCCACUGCGUAUGAGUGAUAAAAAAUGUAAUAAUGGAACCAAAAGUUCCCGCAGCGGAGCUAAUUCAUCAUUAGCUCAUAGCUAUAAGAGGUCAGUUUUUAUAGUUUUCAUGUCACUGUCUAAAAGUUUUUUUUUAGGAGAGGUUGUGUAAGCAACCUAGAAUACAGGACCAUAUUCUGUGAUAGCUCUAACGAAAGACACUUUUAGAAGUGACAAGCAUUAUAAAUCUAAACCUCAAAUAUAACAUAGACCCCACUGCUAAAUUAUUUGACAAAAAACAUGAGCGCUCACCAAUAAAUAAAUAUAUUAUUUAAUAAUAUAACAGUCACCAACAAAUAAUUCAGCAAUGGCCUCAACUGUACAGAGACUUUAUGAUUACCCUUGUAGAUUAUUUAAGUAUAAUUAGUUAGUUUUCUUUUUUGUUUAAUUUAUGUUACGAAAACGAAUGGUGUAUGAAGACAGUUCUAUGAUAAGAAAAACAAAAUAUGUAUUUUAAAGGUAAAUAAACGUAUUUUAAUUUUUA